CUCGAGAUGGCUACUCAACGAUUUGAACUUGGAAAGAUCUUCAGUGACUUGUACACUAUUUUCCUCUUCACGCGAUCCGACAUUAGGAUCGCACUGAUCCCAGUGACUCUGUUUGCUAUCGCUGCAGCUCCCCUGUCUAGCCCCCUUCGGCUUCUCGACACCAUUUUAUGGAUUUGGCUGCAUUUGCUACAAUUCAACGUAGCUAACCAGAUAAAAGCACCGGAAGAAGACAAGAUAAACAAGCCUUCAAGGCCGAUCCCUUCCGGUCGGAUGACUGUACACGACGCCACCAUUCUCCGCUGGGCUCUAGUCCCGAUCUGCCUAGCAUACUCUGCGCUAUACAGCGUACAGCUGACGUUUGUCAGUCUCUCGAUGUUAAUGUUCACCAUGUGGUACAACGAGAACGACGGAGACAAGGAUGCACUUUCGAAAAAUCUGUUGACCGCGGUCAUGUAUGGUUGUCUCGAAGUGGGCGGGACCCUUGUCGCAGCUCGUGACCACACGCAACUCAGUCAGACCGGUCAGAUUGCUGCCGAGCUGACGGUGGCUGUUUUCUCGUCGACUCUUCAUGCUCAAGACUUCAAGGACGCAGAUGGGGAUCGCCAGACUGGAAGGCGCACUUUCCCAAUUGCCUACCCUAUCAUAUCACGUAUUGCGAUAGGACUGGCCAUUCCCCUCUGGUCGAUCUUCCUUGCUCUUGUGUGGGACCUUGACAUACUCUCUGCUACCGCCUUUGUCGCUUACGGAUGCUACGUGGGGAUGAGGUUUAUGCUCUACCGCACUGUGAAAGACGAUAAACGAUCUUGCAAGCACUACAGCACGUGGUUCUCAUUGCAUCAUCUGUUCCCUGCCUACUGGUACUUCCACCAUGGUACCAACGGAUAUCCUAGUCUCGCCUUGGUGGAGCAGAUUCUAAAUGGCACUGUCGCUGCAUAGUUGUGUGAGGAAACACUGGGCUUUUCUGU
Molecule: messenger RNA, 965 nt
Organism: Pisolithus orientalis
Lineage: Eukaryota; Fungi; Basidiomycota; Agaricomycetes; Boletales; Pisolithaceae
Product: UbiA prenyltransferase family-domain-containing protein
Exons: 4
Coding region: 7-936 (309 amino acids)
Cellular component (GO): membrane
Molecular function (GO): transferase activity, transferring alkyl or aryl (other than methyl) groups
Source: RefSeq, a predicted model, not a curated record